UUAAAAUCUUCCUGUCCUUUCUUUCUUCAUUUUCAGUUUUUCCAAUUUGAAACCCUCGUGAAAAUGGCGGUCAGCAUCAGCGUGAGGGAGUCGACGAUCGUGAAGCCAGCGGAGGAGACACCUCGGCAGUUGCUGUGGAUGUCCAACUUGGACAUGACUAGUAUAAACGCUCAUACUCCCACUGUUUACAUCUACAAACCUAAAGAUGGCGCAGACAACUUCUUUGACCCGAGCGUGCUGAAGGACGCCCUCAGCAAGGCCCUCGUGCCCUUCUACCCCUUGGCCGGCCGUCUGCAGCGAAACAACGACGACAAGAAUGGUCGUAUUGAGAUCAAUUGCAAUGCUGAGGGCGUCUUGUUUGUUGUGGCCGAUAGCACCUCUUGCGCUGAUGAUUUCACCGAUUUGAAGACAUGUCUCAAGUUAGGGAAAUGUCUAAUCCCUGCGGUGGAUUACUCCACGGGGAUAUCUUCCUAUCCACUCUUCGUAGUUCAGGUCACGUACCUGAAAUGCGGUGGAGUUGCACUAGGUAUUGGCUUUGAACACAACACCGCGGAUGGUUUUGCUGCUCUCGACUUUGUGAAAGCAUGGUCUGAAAUGGCUCGUGGAGUCGACUUGGCAAUCCCACCAACUCUCGACAGGACAUUGCUUCGUGCUCGAGAUCCGCCUCAGCCUCUCCCUAACAACAACCACCAUGUUGAGUACCGUCCUCAAGCACCGGUAACAAAACCCGCCGCCGUGGCUUCUGAUCCCGGUGAUGACACCGCUACCGUCUCGGUUUUCAACUUCACGAGGGAGCAUAUCAACCUCUUGAAAGCUAACUGCUUACCAGAGAAAGAUGCUGAUAAUGGGGAUAACUCAUCAGUCAAGUACACUUCGUAUGAGGUCUUUGCAGCUCAUGUAUGGAGAUCUGCAUGCAAGGCACGUCAACUUGCUGAUGAUGAAGUGAGUCAUCUCCGCACUGCCACAAAUGGAAGGUCGAGGCUGCAGCCUCCACUUCCACCUCGUUACUUCGGUAAUGUGAUUUUCUCAUGUGUAGUAACAGCCCGUGCAGGUGACCUCAUGUCGAAACCCUUAAGUUACGCGGUGAGCUGCAUUCACAAGGCUUUGUUGCGUAUGGACGAUGAGUAUCUCCGAUCGGCUCUCGACUACCUUGAGCUUCAGAAAUCUCAAACUCAUCUUUCGAGCCUUACUCGUGGAUCAUCUUACUAUAAGAGCCCUAAUCUUGGGAUAACAAGCUGGGUUACGCUGCCUAUAUAUGAUGCUGAUUUUGGAUGGGGAAGACCGGUGUUCAUGGGACGCGCUGGACUUUCACUUGAAGGGAAGGCUUACAUGGUGCCAAGCGCAAGCGGUGAUGGGAGUUUUUCGCUGGCCAUUUCUCUGCAGUCUCGACAUAUGGAUUCAUUUUCCAAGUUGAUUUACGACAUCUGA
Messenger RNA from Fragaria vesca subsp. vesca, 1428 nucleotides. RefSeq names its product shikimate O-hydroxycinnamoyltransferase-like. Bases 64 to 1428 code for a protein of 454 amino acids. The transcript has a single exon. Gene Ontology annotation, molecular function: acyltransferase activity, transferring groups other than amino-acyl groups. NCBI's taxonomy places the organism in Eukaryota, Viridiplantae, Streptophyta, Magnoliopsida, Rosales, Rosaceae. The record is from RefSeq and is a predicted model, not a curated record.